GACGACGACGACGAGGACGAGGACGAGGACGACGAGGAGCAGGACGUGGAGUGGUCCGCCGAGGACCUGGAGGUCAUCAAGCAGAAGAUCCUGGACGGCCUGGGCCUCACCACGCCCCCCUCAGAUCCCAGGCUAACAUCACUAAGGAAGAGUAUGAUAUGGCCUAUAGUGAAUACUUACGACUGGUAGAGGAGGAAAGGAAUCGCUUCCCAGACACCUACCUCGGCGAAGAGGAGGAAGACGACAGCGAGGAGGACGAGGAGGAGGAGGAGGAGGAGGAGGAUGAGGAUGACGAAGAGGAGGAGGAGGAAGAGGAGACAACCAAUUCUGCUUCCUACCGCUUUUACAGCACCGGGGUGACACAACACAGGAGAAAACGUGGGCGGCGCAGCACGCAGGGCGCGGGGCAGGUGGUGCACUUCCACGUGGCGGUGCCCGUGCGGCGCGUGUACCACCACGCCCACGACGUGAAGCAGGCCACGUGCCGCCUGUGGAAGACGGGUGUCGCCCUGCAGGACACCGCCUCGGCCGCCGCGCCCGCCAGUGUGGCUGUGAGCGUGUACCAGAUGAGCCAAACGAGCCGCCGCCGCCGCCGCAAGAAGCAGCAGGCGCGGCCCGUGCUGCUGCAGACGCUCAACGUUACGGCGGCGGGCGACGAGUGGCUGUCCGUGGACGUGACGCAGGCGGUGCGGGAUUGGGUGCGGGCGCCGCGUGAGGACGCGGGCGUGCUGGUGCGCUGCCCGGACUGUGCCGCCGCGGGCGUCACCAUCCACACGGGCGCCGCGGCCUCCAACACGACGCACGUGCCCACGCUGGACGUGGUGACGGAGCUGCCGGCGGGGCGCCGCGCCAAGCGCUCCACGCAGCUGAGCCGCGCCACGCGCGCCAAGUGGAGGAAGCGCGGCGACUGUCGCGACAUGAACCUGUCGGGGCGCCGCCGCCGCUCCAACUGCUGCCGCCGCUCCAUGAAGGUGCGCUUCAAGGACUUGCCGGACUUCGAGUUCAUCGAGUCGCCCAACGAGUUCGACGCGUUCUACUGCAGCGGGCGCUCCCCGCGCUACAACCCCGCCAACGAGCACGCCCUGCUGCAGUCCCUCCUCAAGCUGCAGCACAAGAAGAAGAUCCCCAGGCCGUGCUGCGCGCCCACCGCCCUGCGCGGCCUGCACAUCCUGCACCUCACCAAGGAGGGCAGGAUCACCACCACCUACUGGGACGACAUGAUCGUGACGGCCUGCGGCUGUGCCUGAGCCGCCGUCGCCGCCGCCGCCGCCGCCGCCGCCGCCGCCCCGCUGCUCCCACUAGUCACCCACUACGCUUCCCGUAGCGGCAGGGCGUCGCGCCGCCCGCCAGCCUCGCCGUGCCCCGUGUGCUCCGUGUGUUCAGUGGACGUUACCGUUCCUCACGCGUCGCGGUGUUCCUUAGUUGAGUGAGGGCAGCAGCGUGUGGCAGGCCCGCACCGCCCCGCCCCGCCCCGCCCCGUCUGCUGUGUGUGUGUGUGUGUGUGUGUGUGUGUGUGUGUGUGUGUGUGUACAUGUACGUACACGUGUGUGUGCGUGUGUGAGUGCGUCACGGAGACAGACAGUCCGCGGUGUUGGUCCCUGCGUCGCGCUGCGCCCCUCACAGCCGCUGCUCGCCCUCAGUUUAUACUUUUAUAUGGACACGGGUGUCGCCAUCUUGGUGUUUGGCGUGAGCGUCAGCCUCGCGUCACUGGUGCGGUUGUCCCUGCCCCCUGUGCCCCCCGCCCCCUGUGCCCUGUGCCCUGUGCCCCCUCCCUCCCGCCCCCCGCGUCGGAACAACCUCGUCGCCUCAACUUUCCUUUCUGUGACGCUAAUGUUGACGACUUGGGUUCCGCCACACUGUGCGUGUGUGCGUGCGUGCGUGUACAUGCGUGUGUGCGUGUGUCGGUGUCGGUGUUCAGUGUCCCGCUGUGAUAAGUGUACACAUCCGUGGCCGCCAGGGGUCGGCAUCCCCCCUGCGCCCCCACGUGUCAUCACCACUAAUACAUAGAGUUACCCCGCCAGUCGCUGCAGCACGCCGGUGUUGUCUGUGUGUCUGUGUGUCUGUCUGUCUGUCUGUCCUGUUAGUGGCCCACAGCCUGCUGGGGGGAGGGGGGAGGGGAGGGGGGAGGAAGGGGGGAAGACAAUGACAAACAAACAAUCAUUAUCAUUAUUAACAUCAAGUAUAUUUUUUGUACACAUUUUGUUUUAUUUCUUUUACCGCAUUUCCCGUUUUCUUUGUUUUUUUUUCUGUUCCACUUUUUGUUUUGACUUGUUUGUUCACUCGUUUGUUUGUUUGUGCCAUAGUUUGUUUGUGUUCACUUGUAACGAUGGCGCCUCACUCGCUCCGGCCCCCGUGUGUGUGUGUGUGUGUGUGGUGCGCGUGAUGGGGUUCGAACCGCUGUCUCGAACCAUCACUGUUUCGGAGCACCGGUGUAUCGAACCAGGCCACACCACCACCACCACUACCACCACCUCAUUGUUUCCUCAUGUCCACAGCAUUUCUGAUCUUCCUUACUUCUUUCCCGAUAAAUUCUCAGCGUUUUUCUCAUUUUAUCUUCCUUUUUUAACAAAGAUUUCUAGGUUUUUUUUUUUUUUAAAAGAUUCGCGUUUUAUUUUCUUGUCUCCUGAGUUUAGAUUCCAAAAAUUUUACCUGUACAGUUUCAUGUUAACUUCACCUGCCCAAACCUAACCCAACCCAACCUAACCCAGCCCAAACCCAACCCGACUCAAAGCAACCCAACUCAAUCCAACUUACCCUAACACAACCCAACCUAACCUAACCUAACCUAACCUCACCUCACCUCACCUCACCUAACCUAACCUAACCUAACCUAACCUCACCUCACCUCACCUCACCUCACCUCACCUAACCUAACCUAACCUAACACAACCCAACCUAACCUAACCUCACCUCACCUCACCUCACCUCACCUCACCUAACCUAACCUAACCUAACCUAACCUAACCUCACCUCACCUAACCUAACCUAACCUAACCUAACCUAACCUAACCUCACCUAACCUAACCUAACCCUACCUGUCCUAAUAACCUCAUCACCUCAUUCACUCUGCCGUGACAUUAAUUUAUUUAUUGCACACAUCAAUGCAUACACAAGACUAAGACAGGAAAAUAUUAACCCCCCUCUUCCUUCACUGCUCCCCCUCCCCCCGUCAGCCCCCUCAAUCACCCCGCCCCCCUAAAAGCAGUAAUUUAAAUGGUUAAUCUUUUUAGUUUCAUUUUGGUGUAAGUGUGUGUGUGUCCCGACUUAACCUACCCUAACCUAACUUGACCUGACCUAACGUAGCCUCAGUGUUCUAUGAUAGGCCAAGGCAGGUCACGUGACUCCUAACCUAACUAGCCAAUCACAGCCUCCGUUUGGCCCUCUCCCUCAGACGGUCCAAUCACGGUGCAGGAGUGACAGUGCGUUAGCCAAUCAGAGGACAAGAUUCAGGGAAUGAGGGUAUCAGAGGUGCUUAUUGGCUGUUGCUUCAGUUACCCUUUAGACGCCAAGGGGGAGGUUGUCACGUCCUGCUCCUCCUCUUCCUCCUCCUCGUCCCUGUUCUUCAUUGCGGGUGUUUAAGGUAACUAAUUAAAAACACACAGGUAUUUCCGGCAAAGGUGUGUCAAGAUGUUUACUGAGAGAGUUUCACGCUUAGAGGUUUAAACGUUAGACAAACUGUACGUAACAUGUUAACGAUCAAUUAUAUAUCAAGACAAAAAAAGAACUAUGUAUUGUAAUGUGUGUGUUGUUGUUGUUGUUGUUGCUGUUGUUGUUGUUGUAUUCUCUCUCUUGUGUUUUUCUUUAUCAUUUUUUUUUAUUAUCAUUUUUUUGGUUUUGUUUAGGCGUCUGUCUGUCUGUCUGUCUGUCUGUCUGUCUUGUCUGUCUGUCAGUGUGUGUGUGUGUGUGUGUGUGUGUGUUUGGUUUCGUUUUGAUUUAUUUUUCUAUUCCUUUUUUGGGUCUGUGUGUGUGUGUGUGUGUGUGUGUGUGUGUGUGUGUGUGUGUGUGUGUGUGUGUGUGUGUGUGUUUGCUUUGUCCAUGUAAGUUUCUUUUUUUCUUCAAUACCUCUCUCUCUCUCUCUCUCUCUCUCUCUCUCUCUCUCUCUCUCUCUCUCUCUCUCUCUCUCUCUCUCUCUCUCUCUCUCUCUCCAAAAA
Molecule: messenger RNA, 4151 nt
Organism: Scylla paramamosain (green mud crab)
Lineage: Eukaryota; Metazoa; Arthropoda; Malacostraca; Decapoda; Portunidae
Product: bone morphogenetic protein 6-like
Cellular component (GO): extracellular region
Molecular function (GO): cytokine activity; growth factor activity
Source: RefSeq, a predicted model, not a curated record